AUGACUGAGGAAAAAAAAUUUGAAAUCGUCCUUGACGCGCCGGAAGCUGAUGACGAUGCUAUGGUUGACGUGGAAGCUCCGAGAGCGGAAGCUCCGAGCACCGAAGUGAUAACAACGUCUGCUACAACUGAAGUAAACGAACGCGACGAAGAAACUCUUAAAAAACUGCGACUUGACGCUCUUCAUAUUCAAGGUGUCGAUAAUCUAUCUAGCGAGCAAGUCCGUCGAUACAUCCGGCUCGUCACUAAGGUACGCCGGUUUACUCUUGAAUGGGUCAAUGAUACCUCUGUCAAUAUCAACUUUUUAAGUCCCGACAUGACUCUGGAGGCCUUGCGCCAGUUGGCCGUGUCUCCUCCUGUUCCAGACCCACAGGCUGCAGCUGCAGCUGCAGUUGUUGCGGCAAACGGUGGCCCUCCAAUUCCGGUCCCACCACCUCCACCUGUGGUUGACGCGCAAGGCAAUCCAUUAGAUGAUGAUAUUUUGCGCCAGCAAGAAGCUGAGUACGAAAAUUUAGUGCACUCUGUGGCACUUGUUGCUGCAUUUGUGAACCACGCGUAUGAUUUGGAGGCUACAAUUAAAGAUGGGUCUGCCAGCAAUGUGGCCCAGUUUUUCUUACAAGAACGUGAAACAGUUCCAUUCCCGGUAGAUACAGCUCCUACAGUGAUCAAAGAAGAGUUCGAAGAUCCUCAGCAGCAACAGCAACAGGAACCAAUUGCAGAUUCAAAUGAGUCUUCCAAGUCGAUUUUCAUUGUGCGGUACGCAAUGGAUUCUGACGUGAAAGUACGUGGAUCGCGGCAAAUGUCACGGUAUUACCUUGUGCAUGGUGAGCCGAGCGUAGAAGACGAUUUGAUUACGUUUGGUAGCAUUCGAAAUUUUGACCGAGACGAGCAACAAAGACGAGAAGAUGAAAAGCGGAAGCUUGAAAUGACAGAAACAGUUCAAGCUUUGGGUGAAGAAGUUGAUGCUAACAAUGGUGAAAUUCUUCCGUCGCGAGUACUGCGUCGUCUCGAAGGACGUGGAAGUCGUGGAGCCGGUUCUGAACUUGAUGAUGUUACUCAAGAAGCUUUUAACGAAGGCAGUGAUAGCCUUCAAGGUAGAAAGCAAGAAAUGGAUGAGAUCUCAGCAUCGACUGAUAGACGUGGUGACAGCAAUAGUUUGUUUGGCCGGAUUGGACGGUCGCAUGGUAGUGACAGGCAUUCUAGACAUUACCGGUCACACCGAUCACGGUCCCCAGACCGCCGAGAAGGUUCGCGCUCUCGUUCACGGUCACGGUCUCCGGGUUUUGGUGGCAGUCGUGGAGGUGGCCGUGGUGGUGACAGAUGGCGUUAUGAUGGACAACGUCGUGGUGAUAACGAGAGGUCGUAUGGGCGCGGUAGAGACGAUAGCCGGUGGAGAAAUUCAAGACGGGACUCUGAUUUGCGAGGAUCAAGUACCGGCAAAGAUAACCGGUGGAAACACGAUCUGGGUUAUGAUUCAGAGCCCAAGAGAGUAGGUGGAGUGUGGGAGCACGAUUUACAUGACGAUGUUAGUACAAGCGCAACCAAGGCUGGGACGGCGUUUGGAGAACGGCUAUCGUUUGGAGCUUCUGAGACCGAUAGCGGAGCUGGCCGACGGCGGCCGCGACGCAGAGCCCAUGAUCACUAUUGA
Molecule: messenger RNA, 1647 nt
Organism: Magnusiomyces paraingens
Lineage: Eukaryota; Fungi; Ascomycota; Dipodascomycetes; Dipodascales; Dipodascaceae
Exons: 1
Coding region: 1-1647 (548 amino acids)
Cellular component (GO): cytosol; nucleus
Molecular function (GO): RNA 7-methylguanosine cap binding; mRNA binding
Source: RefSeq, a predicted model, not a curated record